CUGACCUUUUUUGCUGCGGUUAUGGUAUUGGGAGCUAGACGAGAGGCAGCUGGGUAUCACUGUAUAAUGGUUUGGAAGCGUUGUGAUAAAAGCGAAAUAGAGAAGAAUCGUAUCUGGGCUGAAGGCUUGAUUGGAAGGGUGUAUGUCAACAAAGCACCGAAUUUUAAGGAUCCCAUCCAGAUCGAACGCAUGCUAAAUCUCGUGCAUGAUCUGGAAAGCACGCCGUACUCAAUGGGACCUAAUUCGACAUCCUUUUGGCUUCGAGACUUCAACAAUUACAGGCAAUAUUUCACGGAGGAUAACGAACGGUGA
Molecule: messenger RNA, 312 nt
Organism: Cylicostephanus goldi
Lineage: Eukaryota; Metazoa; Nematoda; Chromadorea; Rhabditida; Strongylidae
Source: the annotation of a GenBank genome assembly